AUGGGAGCCUAUUUGGAGAAACCUGUAACUGAAAAACAUUUGGAAAAUGGUAAAAGCGAUGAAGUUCAAUAUGGUGCUUGUACCAUGCAAGGCUGGAGAGCUAAUCAAGAGGAUGCCCACAAUUGUAUCUUAAGUUUGGAAGAAGGUUGGAAUAUGUUUGCAGUUUAUGAUGGACAUGGUGGGAGUGAAGUAUCGCAGUAUACGGCAGAUCAUCUACCUAAAUUUCUCAAAAAUAAAGAUUUCCUCAAAAGUUCUGACAGUUUGACGGAAGCUUUCCAAAAGCUUUUCGUUGAAUUCGAUGAUGUUCUCAGAUCUGAAAGUGUUUUGGAUGAGUUAAAGAGAAUAUAUGAGGCUAGUAAAGGCAGUCCAGCCGCUUCGAUUCAUAGCUCUGACGAGGAUGAUCGAAUCAAAACAAUUGAAGAAAGCGAAUUACCAUUAGAGGAUUUGAUAAUGAAGUACGGAGUUGCUGUGCUCAAUAACGGCCCAUUGCUGACUCAAAAGAUUGUGGAUAUGGUCGGUAAGAACAGAAAACGAAAACAGAGCAAUGAUCCUACAGAUGAUUCGAAGCGAUCCAAGAAUACUGCCAAGCUGAAGAAGGAACUUGCCGGUGACGAGAAGUCUGAAAAAGUCGAAGAAGUUGAAGGAGAUGAUGCUGUUGGAGACGUCAAAGAAAGUGCUGAGAAAGACGAGAAGGCCACUGCUGAGGAAGCCACUGAGAAGCACGAAGACGAUGACGACGAGGAUGAUGACUCCGACUACGAGUAUUCUGCCACUGAAGAUGCUGAGAAGCCAGUGAAAGCUGGAGAAGGAGAUGCUGCUGGUGUUUCUGAAUCUGAAUCGGAUGAUGAUGAGGAAGACGAAGACGAAGCUGAGGGUGAAGAAGAGUCUGGUGAAGAUGAAGAAGACGAUGAGGAGAUAGAUCAGAGACAGUUCAGACUCAACAGAAAUGUUUACGAUAUGGGUGACAUACCUGGCGAGGAUUCUGGAACAACUGCAUGUGUUUGUUUCAUGAGCGAUACCAAGAUUGUUGUCGCUAAUAUCGGUGAUUCCCGUGCUGUAUUGUGCAGAGCUGGAAAAGCUAUUGAUCUCUCCGUUGACCAUAAGCCUGAAGAUAAGAUUGAAAGAGAUCGAAUUGAGAAUGCAGGUGGAAUAGUUAAUGAAGAAGGACGUGUAAAUGGUGGGCUCAACUUAUCAAGAGCCUUUGGUGAUCAUUCCUACAAGAAAAACGAUUCCUUGCCUCUUCAAGAGCAGAUGAUCAGCGCUCUUCCUGAUGUUCACAUCGAGAACCGCGAUGUUCAAGAUGAGUUUAUUGUUGUUGCCUGUGAUGGCAUCUGGAAUUCCUUGAAAUCUCAAGAGGUUGUUGAUAUUGUGAGAUUAGGAUUCAAAGAGGGUAAAAGUUGUGAGCAAUUGAGUGGUGAACUCUGUGACGCUUGUCUUGCCGAUUCAACUGCUGGAGAUGGGACAGGUUGUGACAACAUGACCGUUAUAGUUAUUAAGAUCGGAUCCCAAUAA
Auanema sp. JU1783 is the source of this 1512-nucleotide messenger RNA. NCBI's taxonomy places the organism in Eukaryota, Metazoa, Nematoda, Chromadorea, Rhabditida, Rhabditidae. The record is from the annotation of a GenBank genome assembly.